AGCCUCGCUGCUCAGCAGCAGCAGCUGGUGCAGCCGAAGAGGCUACUUUGUUACAGCGAAGCAACCGGGGAGAAAACGGCACCGCAGAUUUCCUCGGAAAAAAAGUGUGGAUAGUUUCGGGGAAACUGAACGUCUGUCGGUGGAAUUUGGCGGUGGCAGCUGUUUGAUGGUCUUGUCGGCGGAUGUGAAGUUUGUGUUUUCGGCGUCUAAAGAGGUCUCUCUCAAAGUUGAGCCGAAGAGGAGUUCUAUCAUUCAGGAUGUCGGACUGAGACAAAGGGGUCUGGGGGGCAUUCCCGUCGGAGCGGUAAAACUUGAUUGUAGGAGCCUCUUCUGAAUGGGAAAGAUGGAGAGGGAGUUGCAGUGGUGGAAAGGACAGCUAGCUUCAGAUAUCCAUCAAUCCUUGCGAAUAAAGGAGCUGAAGCUACCGGUCUACCGGGCCCACUCUCCACAGAUUGGCAUGCGGCGGUACUUUGCAGACUUGUUGGCCAUCCUGAGUAAUCGUUACCAGCUAUGUCCUACUGCACGCCAUCUAGCCGUCUACCUGCUGGACCUUUUCAUGGACCACUAUGAUGUGGCUGUUAAACAGCUUUAUGUCAUUGCACUCUCCUGUUUGCUGCUAGCUAGUAAAUUUGAAGAGAAGGAGGACCGGGUUCCCAAACUGGAGCAACUGAACUCCCUUGGCUUUAUGUGCAGCCUGAACCUUGUUCUAAACAAGAGGGAACUGAUCAAAAUGGAGCUUCUGCUGCUGGAGACUUUUGGCUGGAAUCUGUGCAUGCCCACACCCGCCCACUUUAUUGACUACUACCUUCAUGCCGCAGUGCAGGAGGGUGACCUUUACAAUGGCUGGCCCCUGUCCUCUCUGUCCAAGACCAAGGCUUUCAUGGAGAAAUACACUCACUACUUCCUGGAAGUAUCACUGCAGGACCAUGCCUUCCUGAGUUUCAGACCAUCCCAGGUUGCAGCUGCAUGUGUGGCAGCGUCUCGUAUCUGCCUUCAGAUUUCCCCAAGCUGGACAACCGCUCUACAUCUGCUAACUGGCUACACCUGGGACCACCUCACCCAGUGCAUUGAACUCAUGCUGCUAGCUCAUGACAACGAUGUGAAGGAGGCCAAUAAAACCAAAUCCACCCCUCCUCACCGGCCGUCCUCUCUGCAGUCCCAGCCCCAGACUUCUCACCUCUCUCCAGUGUCAGCCAUCCAGAGACCAGCCUCUUCCACCUCUUCCACACCACAGUUGAUCUUUCAGCCAGACGGCUACCAACACCUUUCCCAGCAUUCCCCAUCCCUAUCCCAGCUGCAAGUAUUGGCUGACUCCCAGGCUUUGGGCCCUGUGGUGAGUAUGUCUCAGGACUUCCUUCAGAGCCACAGGAUAGGUCUACUAGCAGGGGCUCCCUCCAUUACUCCUGGAGGAGCCUUCUCUUCCUACUCAAACCUAGCCUCGAGUCUUCAUCCAGGGGCUCGCGGGUUGCCUCUCCAAGGCCCAAUCUCUGUGCAGAUGACCCUUGCUGGAGAACCACGACAUUGUCUGAGCAUGGCCUACAGUGGGGGCUACCUGGGGGCACAUCACACAUUCACAGCUGGCUGCUUUGAUAGGUGACGCCAGGAGACGGAGAGGGAACACAAACCCCUACGGGAGUCCACUGCAAUGCUUUCGUCCCAACUCCCCACCCCAAAAUAUCCACUUACAGACCUCCUCUCUCUCUCCGUCGGCACUGCAACACCUUCAGUUUGUCCAGCUCCCCCGUCCCUCUCACAGAGACGCCUCAAACGCAAGCAGAGGUCCAAAGGCAAGACAGACCCGGUGGAAGUCAUCACACUGACGUGACACAUGCUCCACUGCCUCAUGAAAUACUGAGGCACUGCAGAGAUGUUACAGAGAUGCUAUUUUCUGAACUGGAUUUAUAAAUGUGUCUUAUUAUGAGACUGUCAUCACUGUGAAUGAGAUGAAAGCAGCAGUGUGAUCUAACACCCACCUCAUUCAGUGCCUCUUCUCAGUUGUGUGUCAUAGCUGAGCCAAUUUUAGAAGUGCACAGAACAUGGAAACAAAGUAUCUGUGAUAAGCAUGUUUUGCUGCUUGACAUUUUUUUUAAAUCCCCCAAAAAUGUAUACAUUGGUUGGGAAAUUUGGCCAGUAAUGUAUUUUUUUCUUUUAGCUUUCACUUAAAGAUUGAAGAGAAAAUAGGCGUUUGUUGACUUGCAGGGCACAAAAGACUGCGUAUAUCAUUGGAAUUUUUUGUUGUGUCUCUUGAAGUUCGGCAAAUAUUUGAUGUCAUGAGCUGAAGGGCUCCUCUGGGAAUUCCUUGCAACACAAGACCUUAGGAGACCAAGAAUCCAUUGUUUUGUGCACAGCAGGUGAGGUCCACAGCUCAAAAGGGCCGACAUUUCUCAGAUCUCUUCUUCUCUCUUAUCAUAUUUCUCUUCCAUUUCCAAAGUUGAGUCUUGUGGGAGAGUCUUCACUCAUGCAGGUGAAAAUUUGGCUCUCGUAGAAGAACAGACUUUACAUACUAAAGUUUUAAUUUCUCCAGCACCACUCAAAGAGGUAAACACAUACAGAUGUGACUGGACCAGCAUGGUGAAGGAGAUGUGGACAUUGGUUGUGUGUUGUACAUAUGAAUUGCUGCUGCCUUCUUAAAAACUGUUUGUUCUGUGUCUAUGUUAAUGACUCCAAUGUUUACAUGAACCACUUUCAGGGACUUUAUCAAGAUUACUUGAAUAUGAUGCCAUUGAAACAUGCCAUAGCUUUUAUUUAUGAUGACUUUUUGUUCUUGUUUUUAUGUUGUAAUUCAUUUUAUUUGAUAUAGCGUAGCUUAUGUCAACCUAGAAAUCCACUAUCAAUUAAGUGUAGUUUUUUUUUUUUUUACCUUUUCAAACUCCAGGCUCAGGUUUUAAGGCUGAAGCUAACAGCCUUCCACUCAUUAUUCUGUGCUAUUGUGCUUUAAAGUGAAUGCUAACGUAGCAUCUGUGGGGGCUGUUAAAAUUUUCCUCUUCAUCACUGGACCCUACUUUAUGUGCAUCUCGAUAAUUGAAUACAUGAAACUUCUUUUGAUAUGUAGUGGAACAAACCUACAGUCAUUGGCUUCACAAAUAAACAUCUGCAGCCAUUCAUCUGUAAUUGCUUCCAAGAUUUCUAAAGCUGCCAUCCCCAAUUUUUAACUUCCUGUUAAAGUAUAAACACAUGCCGAUUCUCUGUGGUGAUUGCAAGGGUUGCCUACAGGUCAUUAUCAGGUCGUACUUUAAAUGUGUAGAACCCAAGUUUUUUUUGGGCGUUGUAAGCAACAUUGUGGCUAAAUUAAGGCAGUCAUUAUUGAUUAAUUGCUUGGUUAUUACCUAUUUCUGAGAUUUCAACUUGAUAAACUUUACCUUUCAUCCUUCAGUCUUUGGAAAGUGCAAAUGGUUAGUUUGCUGUCACAGAUGGCAAAUAAAUAAAACUUUAGUGCAUAUCAAUUUGUUUAAGAGGGAAUUAAAAACUUUGUAAUGUGCGUUCAGGUUCUUAAAAUUGCCUGUAGUUUAAAUGUGGUUUUAAAGGAUAAGUUGUUCUAUUGUGGACACUGGACAUCCUGUCAUGUUCAUGCCUUGCCCACAGCAGUUGUCAGGCUUUACAUGGAGACCACAAGAUAGAUGUUUAGAGACAAUGUGAAGCCUUCUGAAACUGCAACACUCACAUUAUUAUAUCUACAAAUUGCCAAACUGAUAACAGCCAGAGAUGUUUUGUUUUUCACUACUGAGGACAUGCAUAUGCUCUCCAGUGAAAUUAUUAUACUAUUCCUUUUGUUUUUCUAAUUGUGUACCAUUUUACAUUUUUUUUUGUAUAUUCUACAUUCCUAUUGUUCUCAUUAUAUUUUAGUUUGAUAUUUUUCCAUGAUGGAUGCUGUUGGUGUGAACUAGAUUUUAUCUAAUUUUUUAAGAGUUUGCUCUUUUCCUCACAAUUCUUGGGCAACUUUUCAUAGAGGUGUCAAGGUGCAAUAAGUUGUUUUUAUGUUUAAACUGACCACAGCCAUCACUGUCUUGUGUGUACCACUGGUUUAUCUUUUGUAACUUAUUAUUUUUAUUAUUAUAGUGUGAUAUGACUUGAUCUCCUUUAGAGGGCAGUGUGCUCUGGACACAAUGAGUAUGUUGCAUAUUGCAGCCACACACUUUGAGUAAUAGCUAUAACUGAAUGCUUUUGUCUUCUAGCUAGUUUUACUGUUCAUUUCUUGACCAUGAAAGGUGCUGAUGCCUCUCGCACCAAACAAUGGCUGUUCUAUGUGAUAGUGAUAAAAUGACACCACAAACUUCUAAUUUUAUUUUUUUAUUCUUUUGUAACAACCUGUAGUCUUGGUUUAUGUCACACUGAAUGAUAGUGUCUUAUAAAUUGCGCUGAAAAAAAUAAACACUCAAGUGAG
This is a messenger RNA of Melanotaenia boesemani (Boeseman's rainbowfish), 4381 nucleotides long. RefSeq names its product cyclin J-like (gene ccnjl). Bases 335 to 1597 code for a protein of 420 amino acids. The transcript is spliced from 6 exons. Gene Ontology annotation, biological process: regulation of cyclin-dependent protein serine/threonine kinase activity; mitotic cell cycle phase transition. Gene Ontology annotation, cellular component: cyclin-dependent protein kinase holoenzyme complex; cytoplasm; nucleus. The record is from RefSeq and is a predicted model, not a curated record. Gene Ontology annotation, molecular function: cyclin-dependent protein serine/threonine kinase regulator activity. NCBI's taxonomy places the organism in Eukaryota, Metazoa, Chordata, Actinopteri, Atheriniformes, Melanotaeniidae.